Molecule: messenger RNA, 1173 nt
Organism: Cucumis sativus (cucumber)
Lineage: Eukaryota; Viridiplantae; Streptophyta; Magnoliopsida; Cucurbitales; Cucurbitaceae
Product: GDSL esterase/lipase At5g55050
Exons: 5
Coding region: 33-1139 (368 amino acids)
Molecular function (GO): hydrolase activity, acting on ester bonds
Source: RefSeq, a predicted model, not a curated record
UAUAGAGAGAAUGUUGAAGUUUUGGCCUCAUUAUGGCUUCAAGUUUUCAUGGCUUCUUCUUUAUCUUCAUCUUCAUCUUCAUCAUCUUUAAUUAUUUUACAUUAUUUUUGGAAGCUGCGGCUUUGGUUCCUGCCAUGUAUGUAUUUGGAGACUCAUUAGUGGAUGUUGGUAACAACAAUUAUCUUAAUUUUUCAUCACCCAAAGCCAACUUUUAUCCUAAUGGCAUUGACUUUCCCACCGGAAAACCCACCGGAAGGUUCUGUAAUGGCAAGAACCCAGCUGAUUUUCUCGCUGAGAAAGUGGGUUUGGCUAGUGCACCAUCAUAUCUUUCGAUUAUUGAGAAUAGAAGUUAUAUACAUGACAGAAACAGAGGCAUCAACUUUGCUUCUGGAGGAGCCACAAUCAUUCCACAAUCAAAUCAAAUAAUUAGUACAUCAAUAUCAUUGUGUAAGCAAGUGGUCUACUACAAUUCUAUAUAUGAAUCAUUGGUGAAAGAUUUGGGAGUGACUAAAGCAAAGGCAUAUACUUCCAAAUCUCUAUAUUUGAUAGAAAUUGGAAGCAAUGACAUAUUUGGCUAUUUUGCAUCAAUCAACCUUCGCAAAAUCUACACUCCUCCACAAUAUUUGGACUUGAUGUCUCACCAUUUCGAGAAGCAACUAAAGAGAUUGUACGAAAAUGGAGCACGUAAAGUGGUGGUGAUUGGUGUGGGAGUAAUUGGAUGCACACCAGCAAUGAGAUACCGAAACAUCUCGGAAGGAUGCAAUUCUGAAAUGAAUUGGUUGGCAUUUGUGUACAAUCAACACCUCACAUCAAUGCUAAACAGACUCAAAGAUGAGUUAUUUGGCUUUCAUUUUUCCUUCUUUGAUGGCUUCUCUAUCAUGCUUAGCUCCAUCCACAAGCCCACUUCUUUUGGUUUUAGUGAAGUUAAAGCAGCAUGUUGUGGGUCUGGUAGACUGAAGGCUCAAAUGGCUUGCAUUCCAAAAGCAUCUUAUUGCAAUAAUAGAGAGAAGUAUUUAUUUUGGGAUAAAUACCAUCCAACACAACAAGCUCAUCAUUUUUUCUCUGAUUUAAUAUUCAAUGGGCCACGAAAAUACACUUUUCCCAUCAAUGUUCAAACCCUUGUAGCUAUCCAACUCUAAAAUAUAAAUAUAUUUUUGGCAAUUUUCCAACUUA